Molecule: messenger RNA, 1140 nt
Organism: Erythranthe guttata (spotted monkey flower)
Lineage: Eukaryota; Viridiplantae; Streptophyta; Magnoliopsida; Lamiales; Phrymaceae
Source: RefSeq, a predicted model, not a curated record
AUGCCGACAAUUACUCCUUGGCAAAUUCAAGCACAGAUAAAAGAAAAUUACGGGCUUGACAUAACAUACUACGUGUCGUGGAGAUCAACCGAUGGCGGGAGGGACAAGAUUUUUGGCGAUCAUGGGCUUUCGUAUUCGUUCCUCCCUGUGUAUUUUCGAGAAGCCGAACAUGCAAAUCAAGGAAGUGUUUUCCACCUUGAAGUUGAUGAGGUCAAAAACAUCUUUCGUCGAUGUUUUUUUUCAUUUGCUGCUUGCUUGGAGGGCUUCAAACUCUGCCAUCUAGUUGGUAUGAUUGAUGGUACGUUUUUGAAAGGCAAGCAUGAAGGAAUUCUACUAAGUGCAGUGAAAAAGGAUGGUGACGAAGUUGUUAGCGAAGAGACAGACGACAACAAGGAUUGGUUUUUAAAACAUUUUAAGGUUGCAAUAGGGACGGACAGAACGCUAGCCUUCGUUUCCGACAGAAACCACGACAUUCUUCAAGGUGUCAAGAACGUGUUCCCGGACUGUGUUCAUGGUUAUUGUUACAAACAUUUAACUUUGAAUCUCAAAGAUAAAUUUAGGGGUGCUACUAAGAAUCAUCGCAACGCAGUUCUCAAACAGUUUGAAUACUGCGCAUACGCUGUUACUAAACAAGAAUACGGAAGAAACGUGGAGAAGCUGCGAGCAACGGGCGGACCCAAAGUUUGUAAAUUUCUGGCAGAUGCCCCUAAAGAUAAGUGGCCCAACACAUAUUUUGUGGGACAACGGUAUGGUCAGAUGACGUCAAACAGUUGUGAAUUGUGGAAUUCACAAAUUAGGAUGAGGAGAUUACUUCCGAUAACGAAUUUAAUUGAUGGUACUCGUAUAUUGGUGACGGCGCAGAUGUCACGUAGACUAGGUGAGGCAUAUGAUAGGCCAACCAUGUUGUGCAACACCUAUGAUAAAAAGAUGUGGUUGUUGGUUGAUAAAGGCAGAUCGUGGCAGCCUAUGACAGAUGAUGUAGAUGCACUCAUAGGCCCACCUGAACUUAGAACUCGCCGAAGGAGGCUGAAGAGAAAGAGGAUUCCGAGUAGGGGCCAAUUGGUCCCCCGUACUAUUAUGUGCAGUAAAUGUAGGGGGAUGGGCCACCAUAACAAGAACUCUUGCAAAAUGGUUGCAUAA